Messenger RNA from Penicillium crustosum, 507 nucleotides. RefSeq names its product SNARE domain- containing protein. Gene Ontology annotation, biological process: endoplasmic reticulum to Golgi vesicle-mediated transport. The transcript is spliced from 4 exons. Lineage: Eukaryota; Fungi; Ascomycota; Eurotiomycetes; Eurotiales; Aspergillaceae. Bases 1 to 507 code for a protein of 168 amino acids. The record is from RefSeq and is a predicted model, not a curated record.
AUGGCUUCACGAUUUCCUCGUCAACGUGAUCCCCGCGCCUCUUCAUCUCUCUUCGAUCAAUACGGUGGUGACUCCCGCCAAGCUAGCAGAUCGCCUGCCCAACAACCAGGUGGAUACGGGUACGGAGGUUACUCCAGUCCAGCACCUAAUGGUUAUGCGAGUAGCGGUCCCGCUGGAGCAGGAUAUCAGAGUGCAUCGCCGGAUAAAAAGGGACACUACUCCGAUGCAGUUCUCUCGUCUCUCGAGUCACAAAAUGACGCUGAGGUAGAGGGUAUCAGCGCCAAGGUCAAGAUGUUGAAGGAUAUCACAAUUGCAAUUGGCGAUGAAAUACGAGAUACCACACACAUUACUGACCUCAAUGAUUCAUUCGAUAACACUCGAGUCCGACUCCGCGGGAAUAUGAACCGUAUGCUUCGCAUGGCUGAGAGCACCGGCGUCGGCUGGCGAGUCUGGCUCGGCUUCUUUUUCGCUGUCUUCCUCCUGUUCUUCUAUGUGUGGAUAUUCUGA